Messenger RNA from Mesorhabditis belari, 549 nucleotides. The record is from the annotation of a GenBank genome assembly. NCBI's taxonomy places the organism in Eukaryota, Metazoa, Nematoda, Chromadorea, Rhabditida, Rhabditidae.
AUGGAGAUAAAACGGAGACUUUAUUCCUAUUAUCAAAUAAAAGGAAAUCAAGAUGACAGCUUUAUCUUUAUUCGCAAGCUCUUCACCUUUAUUAUGGCACGGAAACAAAGCUUGAAAAGCCGCACUGCUGUCGUAUGGUUGCUCACUCGGGACGACCUUCAACAAGCCGAUCGACAGCAUCUCCUCGCGCAAUUCCACCUUGUCUUCCCGAUGUACCAUUUCACUGAAAAAGCCUGGGCAAAAGUGGUGAGACGUGCACUCCUCGAGGUUGAAAAGAAAUUGUGGGCCACGGACGAAGAAGACGACUCGGAAUCAGGCUCAUCGAUCUCUAUAAGUGUUGGCAACGUCAGUAUCAACUCUUUGUCGCAUGAAGUGGAAGAUCAAGAACAGCUCGAAGCUAAUCAAGAAGCCUCUUCUUCAAGUGUUUCACAAACCGACACCCGGCUCAUUCGUUUGGAGAAAAAGCUCGACAAAGUUACCAAUGAAGUCCACAAUGUCUUGCAGCUUCUCGGAUACGAAGGCAAUGAGAAAAAGCUUCGUCGAGGCCUG